GCCUGUCACCUGCUUCUUAAUCAUCUGAGCUCCGCCCAUUCUAUAGGUGCGAGCGUCAGGUAAACAUCGCGAGAUCUGAAAGACGAGGUUCGGUCAAAAUCAGAUGUUUGCGGAAAAAGUGGAUUUUUGAUUUCGCAUGCAAAAACAAAUGUGAUCGACGUACUUCAACCGAGACAUCUGGCAUUGGAUUUUAAAACUUCAAACAGCUGUGGUUGCAACAUCCCAAAAAUUGAAACAAUGAGCCAGCCAGCCAAAAACCAUCGAGCGCAGAGAGAGAGAAACGGAGGAGACAAUGGUGAGAAAAGAGAGAGAGAUCCUCGCAGCCGACGAGAUAAUCCUAAUGACCGACGGUCAGCCAGUGACAGGACGUCCAGCCGGUCAUCGAACUAUCCACGAGGUUCUCGGAGACAAGCAAGGAGUGUUCCUCGAGAGGAACAUGAUGAAUCAAAAUGCUCUAAUAUCUGCUCCAGGAGAGGUAUUGUGAUGAUAUGCGCUGUCAUGACCAACGCAUUGGUGCUUAUCUGCAUAGUGGCUGCUCACGUGUCACAGUUGGGCAUGUCUGCGAUGGGCAUGGGUGGCGGGAGCUUCGUUGACGCCAUGAUUCCUUUUGAAGGGACUGAGCUUCAGAAAGUACGUGAUCUUGACAUGCAGUAUGGACAAUUGAGAGCACCUGGAGUCUAUGGGGGCGUGGCCUUCAGCCUCACGCUCGGUUUAAUUUCACUCAUGUUUGUCGUGUCCAGCAGCAAACCCGACCACCGGAUUCCACGAAAGCUGAUGAACGCACAGUUUGUGUUCCAAAUAAUCGGUGCGGUGGGGUACGUGGUUGCCAUAGGUCUGUACCUGCAUUUUGUGAUUUCAGUAAACUCAACCGACAUUUGCCGUCAACGUGAGCGGCUUUAUGCCCGUAACGGAUAUACCUGGAUGAACUGUAACGUAAACGGAGGGGACGCAGCUGUCGCACUUUUUGGAAUCAUAACAGCAAUUUUGUACACCGCUGGGGCCGUUCUGACUGCUCAGACGAUUAGGGAUGUCGGUCGCUACUGUAAGGAGCGUGACCGUUACGAAGCAGAACAAAGAAACCAACCUAAACAUUCCCAGAGUUCACGUCUUCAUCCUGAUACUUAUGUCUAGCUUUUACACUAAAUCGUGGACUAUAUCCCAAACCCUCUGGACUUGAUGUACAUAAAAAAAUCCAAAAAUAUGUUUUUAAUUCUUUUUAAUAUUUUUGACUGUGAACAACUUGCUUUUAUAAUUUGUUUGUACAUAUGCGGUAAGCUUUGGACUUUAACAGACACUCAGGGUAAUUUGCUGUUAAAAUAUAUUUUUCAAUAAGUUUUCAGAUAAACUCUGAAUAUAAAAAGCAACUGUCUUUUAGCCAUAUGAAUAAAUAAUGAAUAAAAGCA
This is a messenger RNA of Misgurnus anguillicaudatus (oriental weatherfish), 1403 nucleotides long. RefSeq names its product MARVEL domain-containing protein 3. Gene Ontology annotation, cellular component: membrane. NCBI's taxonomy places the organism in Eukaryota, Metazoa, Chordata, Actinopteri, Cypriniformes, Cobitidae. Gene Ontology annotation, molecular function: structural constituent of myelin sheath. Gene Ontology annotation, biological process: myelination. The record is from RefSeq and is a predicted model, not a curated record.